AUGCACCUGGUGGAGGAGAAGCCCAGCGAGGACCUGACCCCCCAGAUCCGCUGCAGUGACAACUGCAACCCCGACAAGCUGGACUCUGACCAGAGCUGCCUGCGCCGGAUCCACGAGGCCCUGUGGCAUUACCGCGCCCUGCUGGGCUCUGACGUCUUUGCCGACCUGAGGGGCCCAGCUGACAGCCCCAUGGCCGCGCUGCAGGGCGCCCUGGCCCAGCUGACCAGCCUCAUCCAGAAUGGCAGCUUCGCCGAGGGCUCAGGAGCCCCACCGCCGCAGAGCGAGCCCUGGGAACGGCCCCUGAUCCAGCACCGGAUCCUCUGCCAGCUCCGCUCUUUCUCGGCCGUGAUGGCGCGGGUCUUUGCCCACAGCGCGGCCACCCGCUAAGCUGAGGG
Messenger RNA from Dermochelys coriacea (leatherback sea turtle), 395 nucleotides. RefSeq names its product interleukin 23 subunit alpha (gene IL23A). Lineage: Eukaryota; Metazoa; Chordata; Testudines; Dermochelyidae. Gene Ontology annotation, biological process: positive regulation of T cell proliferation; immune response; positive regulation of T-helper 17 cell lineage commitment. The transcript is spliced from 3 exons. Gene Ontology annotation, molecular function: cytokine activity. Gene Ontology annotation, cellular component: extracellular region; interleukin-23 complex. The record is from RefSeq and is a predicted model, not a curated record. The coding region runs from base 1 to 387 and encodes 128 amino acids.